Molecule: messenger RNA, 935 nt
Organism: Penaeus chinensis
Lineage: Eukaryota; Metazoa; Arthropoda; Malacostraca; Decapoda; Penaeidae
Product: prostatic spermine-binding protein-like
Exons: 3
Coding region: 63-404 (113 amino acids)
Source: RefSeq, a predicted model, not a curated record
CAUUCUGCCGCAGGGUGAGCUUGCGUUAGGAGUAGCACGCGGUCCUGAAUCCGAAUCAAAGCAUGAGGACGUUCGUGUUAGUGAUGGUCCUGGCGAUGCUGCUUGGCUCCACUAAGGGCUGGGCGGUCUUCGAUUCCGCUAGCCAGGUGGGCGCCAGUGAGCACAACAUUGUCAAAAGAGAAGGAAAAGGCCCUGAAAAUGAUGACGAUGUUACAAGUCAGAAUGGAGAUGACGAUGACGACGAAAAUUAUUAUGAUGAUGACGAUCAGAACCAUAGUGAUGAUGGCGAUGAAGAGUAUGGGUAUAGUGAUGAUUAUGUCACUGAAGAUGAUGAUUAUAGUGGUAGCGGUAGUGGUGAUGGCGAUGAAAAUGGCAGUGGAGAUGCUAAUGAUAAUGAUGACUGAUAAAGAAACGUCAUUGAAGAGGCAGGACAGAAAACGGACGAGCAUGCACCGUGACUCAUAGGGACCUUCUACCUUAAGCGGAUUUGAUAUACCUUCUUCGUAAAUCGCCCUCAGCCUUCUUCUACGUGUUAAAAUGACUUGUGCGCUUUCUUCUGAUUCCACGGGUGCCUCUUUACCUCGUGGACUUUGGUUUGGCCUUGCGAACCAAUAGGAUCACGUAUAUUUCAUUAGGAUCCUGUAUUUUUACUUAUGAUCAUUUAUAUUUAAUAAAGAUAUGGCAGUAUUAUCCAGGUGGAAUAUCGAAGAAAAGUGUAAACCGGUUAAAUUUCAGCUAAGGCUAAUCCUCCUUACGGUAUUUUCGAUUCUUACCAAAAUUUAAAUAUUAUAGGAUCAAAUUUCUACCAUAAACACACACACUAACUUGUGUGUCAUAUAUAAACACAUUAAACGUUAUUCAGGUGCCUAUCAUUAUUCAGAUUCAUGUAUGCUAUUAUUCACAACGAUUCCCUUCACUAUAAACGUUGCAAAGUG